Messenger RNA from Didymodactylos carnosus, 387 nucleotides. The record is from the annotation of a GenBank genome assembly. Lineage: Eukaryota; Metazoa; Rotifera; Eurotatoria; Philodinida; Philodinidae.
AUGUUUCGAACUGAUCAAUAUCUCUCUGUUAGUCAGGUGCAAAAUCAAAUGAAGACUAUUGUUAACAAACGUAAUCGAAUAUCAACCGUACAAGAUCCAAAAGCAGUGACAGCUGCUGCAACCACUUCCAGAACGAAUCUUUCGAGAAAACGAGGUGAUCGAGGUUCUCUCCACCAAAUUCCAAAGAAAAUUUCUGCUACCACUACUAUGACUCCUUCAAAUCGUCCGCACCGGUCUCGUAUUUCCAAACCAAUUUAUAAAUUUGAUACAUCAGACUCUAACGACAGUGAUAGUGACACAAGUGAAGUAGACGAGGAAGAUUUGAGAGCAGUUGAACAAUUAAAACAGUUACAUUUACUAAACAAACAAACUUAUCGGCAACAGUAG